Messenger RNA from Drosophila eugracilis, 1401 nucleotides. RefSeq lists its product as uncharacterized. The record is from RefSeq and is a predicted model, not a curated record. Lineage: Eukaryota; Metazoa; Arthropoda; Insecta; Diptera; Drosophilidae. The coding region runs from base 396 to 1283 and encodes 295 amino acids. The transcript has 2 exons.
AGGCUGAAAGCUUAUCAGGACUGAAGGACUUUGACGACCCAAUUAAUUCUUGUUCAACAACAGGCCGAAAAAAAAAUGUUGCCACAUGCAUUGUUAGUCUACUUUUCAUGUCAGGGAAAAGCGAGGGCGCACGAAAAAAAAAUAAGAAAACUAAGUGAAUAAAGUACAAAAGAAAAUAAAAAUGAGAAACUCAAGAACGUUAAGUUAAAUUGCGCGGAAAAGUUAUGCAACCCUGCUACCCAGAGUUUUUCUAACAAAAAAGAAAAACUUUGUUAAACAUUUUGUUCCCUAGAACGCUCGCCACGUUGGCUUAGCGGAACUACUUGAAAUGUAAAAAUGUUCAAGCCGGAGCUGAAAAGGCAAACUUGGCAGUAACUUUCAAGGCUCACAUAAUUAUGCGCAUUGCUUCGACACCGAUCCUGUGCUACAUCGUCCUCUGUCACCUGCUCCUGAUCACGUCCAGUCACCCAGCCAGCUACCAACGUUCUCCGAAUUGCCAGCAGCAGUCUAGAUCUCAAGGUCGGGACCAUUCAGAGGAUCUCAAUAUGGGCCUGAGACAUGGCAACUCCAAACAAACGGCAUCGAAUAUUGCUCAAAAGGCUGCCCAGGAAGCCAAGAAGGCGUCGGAUACUCAGGCACCAGCUGCGUUGGCCGCUGCCCGCCAGGUAAAACACCAGCUGGCCGAGAAAGCUAUCUCUGCGGCCAAGGCAGCUGAGGCUGCGCUGGCGGGAAAACAACAGAUUCUCGAGCAGCUCCAAGAUGAAGUGCAUGAAGCGGAGAUUAUUGUCCAGGAGGAGAGCUACUCUUUGGUUGGAUCACAGACAAAUCUCAAUGCCGCUGUUGCCACUGCGAAACAGGCUCAGACUCUGUUGCAAUCCCUUCGAAACGCAGUGAAAAUCGCCGAGGAUGCCGUGAGCAAUGCAGAGGCAGCUGCAUCCGGUGCCAGGCAGGAGCUGUGCGAAAAGAACCAACUGGUGGAUACCGCUCGCCAGAGGUCGGAGAUGCUGAUGCAGCAGCUGCGUUCCGCCAAAUUGGACUACACCAAUACCAAGAGAGCAGCUUACAAGGCUGCCUGUGCCGCCUCUGAAGCCAAGCACAAAGCUGUACGUGAUCGAAGAUCCUCCGGGGAGGUAUUGAAAGCAACUUCCGGUCAUCAAAUGCUACGGGAACAGGAGCAGCAGCAGCAGAAUCAGAAACGGGAUUUGGAACAGGAGCUAGAGGUUAAAGGUCAGGCGGAAGAUUGGGAAUACAACGAGCAGGGCAAAGCUAUAUAUUCCAAUUGAAAAAAGGUGUUUAAAGGGUAGCAGAAACCUUUUAUGAACAUUAAUAAGAUGUUUAAGUUAUUGACAAUGUUAUUAAAAUGUACGUUUUUUAAGGUUAACAUAUAUAUUUAAUACAAAA